Cryptomeria japonica (Japanese cedar) is the source of this 2237-nucleotide messenger RNA. RefSeq names its product inactive beta-amylase 9. NCBI's taxonomy places the organism in Eukaryota, Viridiplantae, Streptophyta, Pinopsida, Cupressales, Cupressaceae. The record is from RefSeq and is a predicted model, not a curated record. Gene Ontology annotation, biological process: polysaccharide catabolic process. Gene Ontology annotation, molecular function: beta-amylase activity. Bases 408 to 2099 code for a protein of 563 amino acids. The transcript has 3 exons.
UAGGAUAAGUUCUACUGUCGUGGACUUCAAUAAAGCGUUUAAAUUAUUCCAAAAGGAACACCGUGGACAAACCCUAUAAAUAUGUAUUCUCGUACUAUGCUGCAGCCGUCAUGCUUUUGCAGAUUACCUACAUCUGAUUGCUCGUAGGUGGUGUUUAUAUUUGAUCUUUUUGGGUUUUCCUGUGGGUACGUUCAUGGUAUUGGAGUUUUGAGUCUUAAAGUUUUUGCAGGGCUUGCGGUCAUAUUUUUGUUGAAAUUUCUGGGAGUUUGGUGUCAAGUUAGGUAUAGAUAGGCUGUGGGUUUUUUUGGAUCCAGUGAAAACUUUUGUUUUUAAAGGUACUCUGAAAUUUGGAUAGGCCAGGGUGUUUGUUAGUUACAGGAGUUCUGUGAGUUUAAUUCAAUUAAAAGAUGGCAGUUGUCACAAGAUUGGGGAGCACUUGUGCUACACCUUAUGAGCGGUCUCUGCAUUUUCCUUCACAAAUUGUAGGAUGGCAGAUUGAUUCGGUUCGUGUGUCUUCCUGUUUGUCGACUGAUUGUAAACCCCACUUGCUGGCUGUACAUAGUGCUGUGAAUAAUUUGGGCUUGCGAUUAAGGGGCCCUGUUUUAACGAAGAUGCCCUUUCAGAGGCAGGGGAUUGUUGCCGUGCUGGCCAGUCAUGUAGACCAUGCUGUAGAAAUUGCCCAAGAUGUUGGAAAGUCUGGAAGCCCUGUGAAGAAGCACUUGCCCUUCUAUGUAAUGCUUCCUGUAGAUACUGUAUCAGUUCACAAUACCUUGAACCAUUGCAAGGCAAUUCAAGCAGGCUUACUUACCUUAAAAACUCUUGGUGUUGAUGGAGUGGUUAUGCAAGUAUGGUGGGGCGUUGUGGAGGGAGAAGCUCCGACAAAAUAUGAUUGGGCAGCAUAUUUAACUUUGGUCAAAUUGAUCCAAGCAGCAGGCCUGAAAGUUCAAGCUUCAAUGUGUUUUCAUGGUUGUAAAUACAGUAAACAGAAACCUGCUAUAGCUCUUCCAUCAUGGGUUCUUAAAGUGGGUGACAGUGACCCAAACAUCUUUUUCACAGAUCAUUCUGGAAACCGCUACAAAGAUUGCCUGUCUCUUGCUAUUGACGAUCUUCCACUAUUCGAAGGUCGUUCACCACUUAAGAUGGCAUCUGAUAUGCUCGAGAGCUUCAGAGCGACAUUUUCAGAAUACAUCGGGAAUACUAUAGUGGAAAUAUGUGUGGGUCUUGGUCCUGAUGGUGAACUGAAGUAUCCUUCCUUCCCACCGGACUUGUGGAAAUUCCCUGGAGUAGGAGAAUUUCAGUGCUAUGAUAAGCAUAUGCUAGCCAACCUGAAGCAGCAUUCUGAGGAAAUGGGUCAUCCUUUAUGGGGUCUGGGAGGCCCUCAUAAUACCCCUUCAUAUUGCCAAUGGCCUCAAGAGGGAGAUUUCUUCUCAGAUAAUGGUGGAUCAUGGAAUUCUCCAUAUGGAGACUUUUUUCUUUCAUGGUAUACUUCACAACUGCUUAAUCAUGGAGAUCGCAUGCUCUUCCUAGCUGCAAGUAUUUUUAGGGAUGACAAUGUAAUCAUAGCUGGAAAGCUUCCAGCAAUUCACUGGUGGUACAAGACAAAAUCUCAUGCAGCAGAACUUACCUCUGGAUUCUACAAUGUAGAGGGUGGAGAUGGGUAUGAAGCUUUUGUUGAGAUAUUUGCCAAAAAUGCAUCCCUAAUUAUUUUACCAAAGAUGGAUGUCUCAGAUCUUGAAAACCCCAUUGAAGCAAGAUGUAGCCCAGAGUCACUUUUUCUUCAAAUUCGAAGGGCUAGUCAUAAAUAUGGAGUUCCAGUUGCAGGUGAGAAUUCCUAUCCUUGCUAUGACAGUGCUGCUUACAAAAAGGUUUUCAACAAUGUUCAUAGCCAAACUUCACCAGAUCUACCUGCUUUGACAUCUUUUACCUUUUCAAGAAUGGGUGCAUCUCUAUUCUCUCCAGAGAACUGGCGUCUGUUUGUUAACUUCUUUAGGAACAUUGAUCAGUCUGCAUCAGUGGUUGAUGAAAAAGAUCUUCCUUUGGAAAAUCAGGAAGCAGCAUCUUGCAGUUUCUCUAAUAUGGGGCAGCUUGUUCAAGUAUAACCAUUAUUGACAGAGAGCUGAAAUAGUCUAUUAUUUUCUCUUCUCUGAAUUUGUAAGAUUAAUUCAAAGAAGUCGGUAUGGAAUAUGUAUGUUUUCGACCAGCCUUUAUUGUAAUGAACACUUAUUAUUUCCUUCUCA